Messenger RNA from Hibiscus syriacus, 556 nucleotides. RefSeq lists its product as uncharacterized. The transcript has 4 exons. Lineage: Eukaryota; Viridiplantae; Streptophyta; Magnoliopsida; Malvales; Malvaceae. Gene Ontology annotation, cellular component: nucleus. Gene Ontology annotation, molecular function: DNA-binding transcription factor activity; sequence-specific DNA binding. Gene Ontology annotation, biological process: regulation of DNA-templated transcription. The record is from RefSeq and is a predicted model, not a curated record. The coding region runs from base 101 to 556 and encodes 151 amino acids.
GUGGGAACCAAAGAGGAGGGAUCCUAUAUAGAUUUGAGAGCUCAUCCCCUCUGGGAGCAUUACAGAGAGUUGAAAAAACAAAGAGAAAUAUGAAGGAGAAAUGGUUUCGAGGGAGGACAAGAGAGCAUCACUGCAUCAGAAGCUUCAUCUUCUUCGUUCAAUCACAAAUUCUCAUGCUGUGAACAAAACAACAAUCAUAGUGGAUGCAUCAAAGUACAUUGAAGAGCUAAAGAAGAAAGUUGAAAGACUGAAUCGAGAUAUAUCAGCUGCUGCUCAAUCUUCAAAUCAUCAGAAUCCAUGGCAGGUUACAGUAGAAACCCUAGACAAGGGUUUUCUUAUCAAUGUGUUCUCAGAAAACACCUGCCCUGGUCUGCUUGUUUCUUUAUUGGAAGCCUUUGAAGAACUGGGCCUUAACAUUCUUGAAGCUAGGGUUUCUUGCACAGAUAGCUUCCGGUUACAAGCUGUUGGUGGUGAAAAUGAAGAACAAGAUGAGUCUAUUGAUGCACAAGUGGUGAAACAAGCAGUGUUGCAGGCUAUUAAGAAUUGGAGUAAAUGA